Messenger RNA from Colletotrichum karsti, 912 nucleotides. RefSeq names its product isoflavone reductase family protein. The transcript has 2 exons. NCBI's taxonomy places the organism in Eukaryota, Fungi, Ascomycota, Sordariomycetes, Glomerellales, Glomerellaceae. The coding region runs from base 1 to 912 and encodes 303 amino acids. Gene Ontology annotation, molecular function: oxidoreductase activity. The record is from RefSeq and is a predicted model, not a curated record.
AUGGCACCUCAAAUCAAGAACGUUGCGGUCGCUGGCGCCGGCGGAAACGUAGGCACGCCCGUCGUCAAAGCCCUCAUGGACACCAACAAAUUCAACAUCACGAUCCUCACCCGUAAGGCCGAAGGCCACAACUUCCCCUCCGGCGCCACCGUCAAAGAAGUCGACUACGACUCCCUCGACUCCCUGACCUCGGCCCUGCAGGGGCAAGACGCCCUCGUCAACGCCACGAGCUCCUUCGACCCCAAAGCCGCCACCCGCGUCGUCGACGCCUGCAUCGCCGCCGGCGUCUACCGCUACAUCCCGCCCGACUUCGGCAUCGACCCCGUCAAGGCCCACGUCCCGGAGCUCCCCGUCUUCGGCAUCAAGGGCAUGACGCACAAGUACAUGCAGGCCAAGACGCAGGAGACGGGCGACAAGUUCACGUGGAGCAUCAUCGCCAACGGGCCGUUCCUCGACUGGGGCAUCCGGUCGACCUUCAUGGGCUUCGACGCCAAGAGGAAGAGGAUCACGUACCACAACGACGGGGAGAACGUCGUGCCGUACACCAACCUCGGCGACGUCGGACGCGCCGUCGUCGGGACGUUGCUUCACCCCGACGAGACCGCGAACAGAAUUGUUUACGUUCAUACCGUCAACAAGUCGCAGAAGCAGCUGGCGGCGCUCGCGAAGGAGGCGAUUGGUGGGGAGUGGGAGGAGACUACGAUGGAUGUGGACGUCAUUUAUGCCAGCUGCAUGGAGUCGAUCAAGAAGGGUAUCCUGACGCCCGAUGUCAUGAUUCCGCAGAUCUUGUACGCGUGUACGAAGAAGCAGUAUGCGGCCCCGUGGGAGAAGAGUGACAACGCUCUCCUUGGCGUCAAGGAAUGGAGUGACGAGGAUGUCAAGCAAUUGUUCAAGACGGUUAACUCAGAGUAA